CUUCCCCCCACUCAUCUCAAGCGACCGAAAUACCCUUGCCCUAAAAAAAACCCAGCCAGCCCCUAACCCCGGCUCUCGAUCUCGAAAAAUGGCGCCCAAGGCGGAGAAGAAGCCAGCGGCCGAGAAGAAGCCCGCGGCGGAGAAGCCGACGGAGGAGGAGGAGCCCAAGAAGGCGGAGAAGGCCCCCGCGGGGAAGAAGCCCAAGGCCGAGAAGAGGCUGCCGGCGUCGAAGGAAGGGGGAGGGGACAAGAGCGGCAAGGCGAAGAAGAAGAGGAAGGCGAAGAGCGUGGAGACGUACAAGAUCUACAUCUUCAAGGUCCUGAAGCAGGUCCACCCGGACAUCGGGAUCUCGAGCAAGGCGAUGGGGAUCAUGAACUCCUUCAUCAACGACAUCUUCGAGAAGCUGGCCCAGGAGGCCUCACGCCUGGCCCGCUACAACAAGAAGCCCACCAUCACCUCCCGCGAGAUCCAGACCUCCGUCCGCCUCGUCCUCCCCGGCGAGCUCGCCAAGCACGCCGUCUCCGAGGGCACCAAGGCCGUCACCAAGUUCACCAGCUCCUAGGCCUAGCGCGGGUCUAGGGGUUUUCCUCAUUCGAGUAGUAUUUUUUUCUUGUUUUUUUGUCGCUGUUUAGUUGUUAUCUCUAGUGUAAUUACUUCCUUUUAUGCCGUGGAUCAAAAAAAAAGCGCACUUUUUUCCUUCGAUAUUUGAUUAGUGAGUGAUUUCUGUGGAUUAGAAGUAAUUUAUUGUGUUGGUUAUUGUUCAAAA
Molecule: messenger RNA, 766 nt
Organism: Asparagus officinalis (garden asparagus)
Lineage: Eukaryota; Viridiplantae; Streptophyta; Magnoliopsida; Asparagales; Asparagaceae
Product: histone H2B.11-like
Exons: 1
Coding region: 89-562 (157 amino acids)
Biological process (GO): nucleosome assembly
Cellular component (GO): nucleosome
Molecular function (GO): structural constituent of chromatin; protein heterodimerization activity; DNA binding
Source: RefSeq, a predicted model, not a curated record